Vombatus ursinus (common wombat) is the source of this 2498-nucleotide messenger RNA. Its product is annotated as TRPM8 channel-associated factor 2-like. Gene Ontology annotation, biological process: regulation of DNA-templated transcription. The coding region runs from base 53 to 2227 and encodes 724 amino acids. Gene Ontology annotation, molecular function: DNA-binding transcription factor activity; sequence-specific DNA binding. Lineage: Eukaryota; Metazoa; Chordata; Mammalia; Diprotodontia; Vombatidae. The transcript is spliced from 7 exons. The record is from RefSeq and is a predicted model, not a curated record.
GGGUGACCUGUCCUGCCCAGGAGGAUACCAAGCCAGUGAAGACCCAAUAGAGAUGGCAUAUGUUUUUCUGGCCAAGAAUUGCUGGAGGUUUGAGGAGGACCUCUCUCAGGACCAACAACAACUCCUGGAUGGAAUCACAGAACUGGAUAUUAAUACUGGUGGACUGCCUUCUCAGCUUCUGGUUCAUGGAGCCUUGGCCUUCCCUCUCGGGCUAGACGCUUCGUUUGGUUGCUUCCUGGCAGCUGCUCACUAUGGCCGAGGUCGCGUGGUGCUUGCUGCUCAUGAGGGCAUGCUCUGUGCCCCCAAGCUGGGUCCUUUUCUGUGCAAUGCUAUUACCUGGCUGGCAGGGGGACAAACAGGCAGAAUUGGGGUUAACCCUAAUUUUAAAAAACUAUAUUCCCUGGUAUCUGAAAUGCAGAUAAAAAGAGGCCUGAAAUGCAGCGUAGAAUCCCAUCUGACCACUGGUUUAAAUGUUUACUGCUGUUCAGCCUACAGUGACCAAGAGGCAAGGAAGCUGCAUGAGUUUGUGGCAGAGGGUGGAGGGUUACUGAUUGGGGGUCAAGCCUGGUGGUGGGCCUCUCAGAAUCCUGGCAAGACUGCUGUGGCUGAUUAUCCUGGAAACCAUAUCCUCAACCCCUUUGGCCUUAGCAUCCUAGGGAGUAGUCUAAAAAGUGGUCGAUUUCCUGUCCUUGUGCCUGGUAAAGGGAACUAUCACUUCCGCUCAGCAUUGUCUCAGUUCCAGGAUGAAGUAAAAGGAAGCAAGGUCUUGGCAGAAGGCUGGCAGUCGAAGCUAAGGAAGGACUGUGCAGCCUUCCUGAAGAUUCCUGCAGAAGGAAUCCCUGCCUAUGCCUCUCUACAUAGAUUCCUGAGGAAGGUGCUCAAACAAACUGGCCUCCCCCAUGUCAGCCAGGAUCAUCCUGUGCACAGCAAUUCCUGUGAGGCCACCCUGCUCUGUAUGGCCACUGAGCUUGCUCAAAGUGGGACUGAUUGCUUUUCAGUGGUCCGCAGAGCUAGUAAAGGGACUUGCCCAUCCCAACUGUACUCCCCAGGACCUCCUGUCACCAUGGAGAUCAAUGGUACCAGUCCAGAUACUACUGUAUGGGUGAGCACCGGACUCUAUCUCCCUGGAGGCUUUACUGCAAACAUCAUGAUGCCUUGUGCUGCCACUACUGGCCUACAGGUACAAAUUGGCUGCCACUCUGAUGAUCUCAGUGAGGCCAAGAAGCUUUGCCGAGCACCUGUGGUGAUUCACCGAUGCUGCCUGGACAGACCAGAGCUGUCAGUCUCCUCCCUCUGGGGGGGCCUCAUCUAUAUACUUGUGCCUCAGGGCAGUAACCUGGGUCCUGUGUCAAUCACCAUCACUGGAGUUGUGCCUGCUCCUUACUUCAAGCUGGGGGAGACAUCUCUGGAGGAGUGGAAAAGCUCCAUUCGCCACUACCCAGUGCCCUGGGGGGAGCUGGCGACAGACAACAUCAUCCUCACGGUGCCAUCUGAACAUCUUCAAGACCUGGAAGACCCAGAGCCAUUGCUUCAUCUCUGGGAUGAGAUGAUGGGAGCCGUGGCCAGGCUUGCAUCAAUAAGCUUCCCUUUCCCUCGGCCUGAGAGGAUCGUGGCUGAUGUACAGAUCUCAGCUGGCUGGAUGCAUUCAGGAUACCCCGUCAUGUGCCACAAGAAGUCAGCGGAGGAAUUAGUCAAUGAGAAGAAAAUAAAGUUUAAUGGCAUCUGGGGCCCCAUCCAUGAGCUAGGCCACAACCAGCAACGACACGUCUGGGAGUUCCCCCCACAUACAACUGAGGCUACCUGCAACUUGUGGUCUGUCUACAUACAUGAGACGGUGCUAGGCAUUCACCGGAGCCAGGCCCACCCCGCACUGACUCCCUCAGAUAGGGAGACCAGGGUACAAGAAUACCUGAGAAAAGGGGCUCCUCUGAAAGAAUGGAGUGUUUGGACAGCACUGGAGACUUAUCUGCAGCUACAGGAGGCCUUUGGCUGGGAGCCUUUCAUCCAGCUCUUCACUGAGUACCAGACAUUAUCUGGGGUGCCCAAUGACAAUGCUGGCAAGAUGAACCUGUGGGUGAAAAAGUUCUCUCACCAAGUGCAGAGGAAUCUGACUCCUUUCUUCCAGACCUGGGGCUGGCCUGUCAAGGAGGAGGUUGCUGCUUGCCUGGCCUGCCUGCCUGAGUGGCAAGAAAACCCCAUGAAUGUCUACCUUCUCAUGAACAAUUAAAGGAUGCCCGGUAGGCCCAGUGUACUCCAUCUCCAAAAGUCAGUCUAUGGAUUGUGUGGGAAAUACUCUGGGUGCAGUGAGUCAGUCCCAUGCAUUCAUGUUCAAGAUACUAUGGUGGUGUGAGGGAGUAAAGUCAUCAGGAGAGUACAACCUAUCUGAAGGGGAAAACAAGAAAAACCACUUGGAAAGUUAUACAGCAACACAAGUUAAAUAACAAUAAAAAUAUUUCUUCCCCCUCUGCCUCCAAAGAGGCCUCGGAACCUAUCACAAA